This is a messenger RNA of Anas platyrhynchos (mallard), 1185 nucleotides long. NCBI's taxonomy places the organism in Eukaryota, Metazoa, Chordata, Aves, Anseriformes, Anatidae. The record is from RefSeq and is a predicted model, not a curated record.
ACCAGAAAUGCAGGCAGGAUGAGGACGGAGCAGAGGAAGGAGGAGAGGGAGAAGCGGCGGCUGGAGCAGCUGGAGCGCAAGAAGGAGCUGCAGCGCCUGCUGGAGGAGGAGGACUCGAAGCUGAAAGGGAAAUCGCCCAAACAGGUGGCUCCGGGCAAAGUCACCAGGGCCCAGAUCGAGGAGAGCAUCAGGAAGGACCAGCAGCAGAAGGAGAACACGGACACAGUGGAGAAGGAGAAGACUCACUUGGAGGUCCCCUUGGAGGAGAACAUCAACCGGAGGGUGCCGGAGGAGGGCACGGUGGAGGCCAGGACGAUCGAAGAUGCCAUCGCCGUCCUCAGCGUCGCCAACGAGCUGGACCGGCACCCCGAGCGCCGCAUGAAAGCCGCCUUCACGGCCUUCGAGGAGCUCAACCUGCCCCGCCUGAAGCAGGAGAACCCCAACAUGCGCCUGUCCCAGCUCAAGCAGCUCCUCAAGAAGGAGUGGAUGAAGUCCCCGGACAACCCCAUGAACCAGAGGCACAAAGCUUACAACAGCCAAAAGUAGAACUUUUUUUUUAGGGCCGGGCAGGCUGGAGCUCCAGACCGUGCUUGGAUGAAGCAGGAGGCGCCAGGAACCUCCCCCCCCUGCCCUUCCCCUCCCUGCCCUUCCCUCUUUUUGUCCUUUUGGUUGGAUUUAAGUUAAACACAAGGCCUGUACAGCCCCCCCCCCUCUCGGGGUCCUGCUGCCCUCGCGUGCUCGCCUCCUGGCGCGGAGUCCCCCCGGACAGCCUGCCGCCGCCUCUGCGCUUCUCAGCUCGGUUCUCGCCUCACAAAAAGCCACCAAUUUCCUUCCCCAGCUCCAGCGGGGGGGCCCCCACGCCUCGAUUUCACCCCCACGCCUUGAUUUCACCCCCUCACAGCCUGGACCCCCCCCAGCCUGCGUUCCUCCCUGCGCCCCGAGCUCUGUGCGGGGCAAAUUCCUCCCAACGUCCCGAGCAGGCCCCUGCCCUCUGCUCCUCCUUCCUGGCGUGGUUAUUAUUUUAUUUUAUUUUUUUUGGUGCUGGGGUGGCCCCCGAAGAGCUUCCAGCUGGAAUCCUGCUGCCUCCCUCCCUUCCCCUCCCAGCCCUGCGUCCUCCGGGGAGGUGGAAGCAGAAUUUGGGCAGCUCGGGGCUGGAGGGGAGAGGGGGAAACCUCCUCCACGGGG